Messenger RNA from Ostreococcus lucimarinus CCE9901, 1140 nucleotides. RefSeq lists its product with no specific name. Lineage: Eukaryota; Viridiplantae; Chlorophyta; Mamiellophyceae; Mamiellales; Bathycoccaceae. The record is from RefSeq and is a predicted model, not a curated record. The coding region runs from base 1 to 1140 and encodes 379 amino acids. The transcript has a single exon.
AUGCCCCCCGGCGACGCGCGCGACGGCGCGUCCGCGCUCGACGUCGCCGCGCGCGCGGCGUCGCGCGCGGAAGACGACGCGUGGGACGCGCACCACGACGCCCUGCUCGCGUGGUCCGUCGCGGACGGCCGCGACGGCGCGUGCAACGCGCCCUGGCGCGCGACGCACGCGGGACUCAACAUCGGCGCGUGGCUGCAGAACCAGCGCGCGAAGCUAAGGGCGAAAAAGAUGCCGAGGGAGCGGGCGACGAGGCUGGACGCGCUGACGGCGGCGGGACGAUUGUGGAUCGACGCGCCGGGACGGAAGGGAUGGAACGAACAGCUCGAGAAGCUCGCGGCGUGGGCGGAAAAGACGAACGGAGGGGUUGAUUAUAACGCGCCGGUCGGGACGACGCACGAGGGGGCGAAGAUCGGGGCGUGGUUGGCGACGCAGCGAACGCGGCGAAGAGACGGCGAGAACGCGCGGCGACCGCUCAAGCCGGAGCAAGCGGCGGCGCUGGACGCGCUCGUCCUGAGGGGGGUGCUGAGGUGCGAGAAAGCGGAUCCUUGGCCGAGGAAGUGGGCGCUGGUGCUGAAGUGGGGGGAAGAGCGCGCGAACGGGGAGCACUUUAACGUGCCGUACGAUUACAAGGAUGGCGACGAACGCGUGGGGGUGUGGUUGAACACGCAGCGACAGCGGUUCCGCGGAGGGACGACGAAGAAUUUGCCGCUCACGCCUUGGCAGACAGAGCAAAUGCAAGCGAUGAUCGACGCCGGUAAGCUCUGGGUGCACGCCCCGGACGACGUGUGGGAGAAGAAGUUCGCGCUGCUCUUGCGAUGGGGCAAAGAGAAGACGCGAGGCGUCAACUACAACGUGCCGCAGGGCGAGGAGUACGAGGGCGUCAACCUCGGCUCGUGGUUGAGCACGCAGCGCGCUCGACUGUUGCACGAGACUCUCGGGAAAAACAGACCGCUCAGCGAUGACGAACGUCGAAAGUUGCAGAAACUCAUCGACGACGGCAAGCUGCGACCGUCGACGCCGCGAGGCAAGAACGCGGCGAAGGGACAGGGCAAGCGCGCGCCGCGAGGCAAUCUCGACGACGUCGACGCCGCGCUCAACGUCGACCUGCCGCACACGUCGAAGAGAGGACGUAAAACGUAA